CGAGGACAGCUCGGACCAAGAGGAGAAGAGUUCGCCAGGACAUGUAGCCAAGCGACUUAAAUGCUGAUGACUGCCUUGGAUUGAGGCAAAGUUACAUUUCAAUCCGUGACAUGAGGCAGCAAGAGGCCAUUUUUUACUACAAGCGCACCCGGUAGUGGCGAUCAUCUCAAAAUGGGCAAGUGGAGUCGCAAUCUGUACGAGAAGACGGAUUACCCGGACACGUACACCCCGGACGAUUGCUUCUUGGCUGCCAUUCAUCGCAAUAAGAACUUGAAUAAAUAUACUCUUCAUGAGAGUGUGGCGUGUGCCUCUCAAGUGACCUUACAAUUCAGCUCCGUGAUCCUCUUCUACUCGGGCUACAUCUACCUCAAGCAAGGCUGGAUCAGCAGCUUCAACUUACUCAAGUUGGAUCUGAUCUUGGCCCUCAUGGCCUACCUGAUCGCCGGCACAUCCAGCUCCUUGUUCGGAGACUUCCGCCAUCUAAUCAUCUUUGUGACCUUUGGCUACGGUCUAACGCCCGUUCUCUUCAAGCUCACAGACACGAUCAGUACGGACACUAUUCAUACAAUGAGUUGGAUCAUGUUGUUCCUUCAUCUCUUGCUCCAUAACUACAGUGUCAAGGCAUAUGAUACCAAACCCAUGUCUUUGAAUGCCUCGCUAUUUAGUGCCGUGUGUCUAGCCUCGAGAUUGGACUCCAGUUGGGAUGCCUUUGUGUUGCUUUCGGUGGCGGUGGUUCUCUUCGUCUUGUUCCCAAUGGCGAGAGUCCGAUUGGACCAGGCGUUGGGAUUGGCCUUUGUCGCCGAAUCCGUGGUAGUGGGCGUGUGUUUCUCCAUUUCGUGUGGGUUCGGUUUAGGCGUGGCUUGCGCUAUGGUGUUUGUGAAUAUUAUUGCGCCUAUGCUGUUUGUUAAAUGGCAAUCGUACAAAGAGACCAUUCAUGGCCCUUGGGACGAGGCUGUACCAUUGAUGUGAUGUGAUUUAAAUUGCGUAAUAAGAACAAUGUAUUUCA
Tigriopus californicus is the source of this 1006-nucleotide messenger RNA. RefSeq names its product phosphatidylinositol N-acetylglucosaminyltransferase subunit C-like (gene PIG-C). The coding region runs from base 172 to 969 and encodes 265 amino acids. Lineage: Eukaryota; Metazoa; Arthropoda; Copepoda; Harpacticoida; Harpacticidae. The record is from RefSeq and is a predicted model, not a curated record. The transcript is spliced from 2 exons. Gene Ontology annotation, cellular component: glycosylphosphatidylinositol-N-acetylglucosaminyltransferase (GPI-GnT) complex; membrane. Gene Ontology annotation, biological process: GPI anchor biosynthetic process.